CUAAAAUAUUCGAGCUGGAUAUUCUUCUGUUUUCACAUCUGUCUACAGUACCAUCAAAGCAGACAGUAAAUGAGAUCGCGCUUGAACAAAGAUCCUUCAACAUUUAUUUAAUCAACAAAACAGACACCCUUAACAUCAUGCAGGCAGAUGGACAGAAGGGCGUCGAUGGAGGUCUGCUGCCUGAUGCCAACGGGCGGGACGGGGACCCCAGCGGGCAGAAGGAGAGCAACGGGAAGUGGCAGAAGCCGCGCAUCUCCCGCAAGUCCCUCAUGAAAUGCUGUCUGGUCAAAUGGAUCAUCGCCAGUGCGGCGCCCCAGGGCUCAAGUAAAAACCCAGAAAAUGUUUUGAACGCUAUGUGCUAGCCAUGAUCCAGAUGGAGGAGUGGAGGGAACAAAUUAGUAAGAAGAGGUUUAAAAUAGCAUUCUUAAAAUUGUAUACAGGCCUUUAAGAAAUAUACAGUAUAGUACUUGCUUCUUGUAUGACACGACCACAGGUAAAUGUUCAUGCCCCAUUUAUGUGCACUUAGCUCAUAUAUAGCAUCAUUCAAAUCAAAACAUUACUUGAAAAUAGCAUAUGUACCACUCCAGGUUUCCCAUUUCACGCUCCCUUUGGUGAACAAAAUGCCGCUUAGAGCGAUGUUGAACUGAGAAAAAAACAGGCUUUUUUUCAAAACCCACUCCUUGCUUCAUUCAAAAUUCCACGUUAGUUUCCAGUUGUGCUGUUAACACAUGUAAGUGAUACAAACCGUGAAAUGUCCCCAAGCUGUUACAUUCUAUAUCAGCACUCUUGGACCAGUCGAAUUACACUAAAUCAGUAUACUGUAUGUGAAUUUUAUUUGUCAAGCAACAUUCUAAGAGCAGUGAUAUAGAAGUCCAACAUUGUUUUUCACUGUAUUUUUCACUCAUCCUUUAUUAAAUUUUAUGCAAAGACUUUCUUGUUGCCUUUUUCCCUAUCACGUUUUAGAUAUAAGAAAUUAUAUAUCAGUUGAAAACUUAAAAUCUCAAAAUUCAUAUUUUGAAAGGCAUUUUAAAAUCAGACAUUGCAUUUCCAUUGAAAAUGUACAUUAAAAUCAUAUUACAUAAUGCAUUUGUUCGUGAAUUAUUAAAAUUUAAGUUUGAAUAGUGCAUUUUCACAUCUAUGUUCAAAUUGGGAGUGACAGUUAAUGGGUUAAACCAAAUUAAUUCUGCUAUGAUUGUCAUAGACAAAAUGACAAAACCUGCACACAUUAUGCGUUAUGUUGUUUUCUAAAAAAAAAAAAAAAAAAAAAGAAA
Messenger RNA from Labeo rohita (rohu), 1271 nucleotides. Its product is annotated as calsenilin-like. The coding region runs from base 138 to 362 and encodes 74 amino acids. Lineage: Eukaryota; Metazoa; Chordata; Actinopteri; Cypriniformes; Cyprinidae. The transcript is spliced from 2 exons. The record is from RefSeq and is a predicted model, not a curated record.